This is a messenger RNA of Lithohypha guttulata, 1677 nucleotides long. RefSeq names its product C-24(28) sterol reductase (gene ERG4). The transcript is spliced from 4 exons. Gene Ontology annotation, molecular function: Delta24(24-1) sterol reductase activity. Gene Ontology annotation, cellular component: endoplasmic reticulum membrane. Lineage: Eukaryota; Fungi; Ascomycota; Eurotiomycetes; Chaetothyriales; Trichomeriaceae. Bases 1 to 1677 code for a protein of 558 amino acids. Gene Ontology annotation, biological process: ergosterol biosynthetic process. The record is from RefSeq and is a predicted model, not a curated record.
AUGACAAUUACGACUCGCAGCCAGACGGGUAGAACGCCCAGAAAGCCAGAGCACCCCGGUUUUGUCGAGACUCCAGGACCAGCUAAGAAGAUCAGAGUGCGCAAAUCACUUGCACUUACGCCAGAUGACUCUGAUGCUCAAGACUCUACCCUAGAGCCCGUCCCCGGGUCCGAGACUCGAAGGCGCAACCGAGAUGUCAAAGCUGACGGGGCCCCGAAUGGAACGGCGGGAAAGCAAGUAAAUGGGUUCGCCAACGGACAUAUCCCACACCCGGACACUCCUAUCAAUGGCGCCGUCAAGGCAAGCAAGGCAAAAAUCGUUGAUGGUUGGGAAAUUGGUACAGACCCCAAGAUCGAUCGCUCGGAUCGCAAAGACUUUGGGGGGUCGAUAGGUGUGUCCGCCAUGAUGGUAGGGUUUCCACUGUUGAUGUACUACAUGUGGAUUGGCGCUACCUAUUACGAUGGACAUCUGCCUCAACGACAGCCUGACCAGAGCAUGUCAAACUUCCUGCGACAUUUGUGCCACCUCGCAUACGAAGGAGCGUUUCCUCAUGCCAAAGCUUGGACAAUCUAUUGGGUUUUCUUCGUCUUUCAGGGCUUCCUGUAUAUUUACGCUCCCGGUAUUUGGACGAAGGGCAAGCCCUUACCUCACAACAACAAUCAGACUUUACCUUACUACUGCUCGGCCAUUUCCUCGUGGUGGAUAACAAAUGUCCUUGCCUUUGCUCUACACUUUUCAGGUUUGUUUCCACUAUACACGAUCAUUGACGAAUUUGGGCCGAUAAUGUCGGUUGCCAUACUUUCAGGAUUUGGCGUUGCGAUUGUUGCGUAUAUCUCUGCUCUUUAUAGAGGCAAGCAACAUCGCAUGACUGGCGCUCACAUCUAUGACUUCUUUAUGGGCGCGGAGCUCAAUCCGAGAAUGUUUGGCAUUCUUGACUUCAAAAUGUUCUUCGAAGUUCGAUUACCAUGGUACAUACUUUAUCUGACCACUUGCGGCAUGUGUGCUCGACAGUACGAAAGAUACGGUUAUGUAUCGGCUGAGGCAUCCUUGUUAUUCAUGGCACACUUUCUAUAUGCCAACGCAUGCUCGAAAGGCGAGGAGCUUAUUCCUCUAACCUGGGACAUGUACUAUGAGAAAUGGGGAUUUAUGCUUAUCUUCUGGAACAUGGCAGGUGUGCCCCUGAGCUAUUGUCAUUGUACAAUCUAUCUAGCCAACCAUCAUCCCGAUGAGUAUAAGUGGAACACCUACGUCAUGGUUGCGUGGCACAUCGUCUACGUUCUCGUCUACUGGGUCUGGGAUACUUGCAACGGGCAGAAGAAUCGGUUUCGAGGGUCACUCUCUGGCUCGAACUUUAAUCGAUGGACAUUCCCUCCUCUACCAUAUGCCUAUGUCGAAAAUCCAAAAAUCAUCAAGUCGGACGCCGGACCCCUCCUUGCUGACGGAUGGUAUGGCAAGGCUCGCAAAGUACACUACACUUGUGAUCUUUUCUUUGCACUUUCGUGGGGGGGCGUGACUGGUUUCAACUCUCCCUUCCCCUGGUUCUAUCCUGUAUUUUUCGCCUGUAUGAUUGUGCAUCGGGCUUUUCGUGACAUCGAAAGAUGUCGCAUCAAGUAUGGCGAAGCUUGGGCCGAGUACGAGCGACAGGUGCCAUAUUUGUUCAUACCAUACGUUUUUUAG